This is a messenger RNA of Trichechus manatus latirostris (Florida manatee), 1383 nucleotides long. RefSeq names its product BAF chromatin remodeling complex subunit BCL7B (gene BCL7B). The transcript is spliced from 7 exons. NCBI's taxonomy places the organism in Eukaryota, Metazoa, Chordata, Mammalia, Sirenia, Trichechidae. Bases 87 to 695 code for a protein of 202 amino acids. The record is from RefSeq and is a predicted model, not a curated record.
GCAGUGACGCUACUAAAGCGGGCGGCGGCGCGGGCGGCGCGCGAUUCCCGUGCUUUGGGAGCAGUGCCCCAGCCCCCGCCGCCGCCAUGUCGGGCCGGUCGGUCCGGGCCGAGACCCGCAGCCGGGCCAAGGACGACAUCAAGAAGGUGAUGGCGGCCAUCGAGAAAGUGCGGAAAUGGGAGAAAAAAUGGGUGACUGUAGGUGACACUUCCCUUAGGAUAUUUAAGUGGGUUCCUGUGACGGACAGCAAGGAGAAAGAAAAGUCAAAAUCGAACAGUUCAGCAGCCCGGGAAUCUAAUGGCUUUCCCUCUGAUGCCUCAGCCAAUUCCUCUCUCCUUCUUGAAUUCCAGGAUGAAAACAGCAACCAGAGUUCUGUGUCUGAUGUCUAUCAGCUCAAGGUGGACAGCAGCACCAACUCAAGCCCCAGCCCCCAGCAGAGUGAGUCCCUGAGCCCAGCACACACAUCUGACUUCCGGACAGAUGACUCCCAGCCCCCCACUUUGGGACAGGAGAUCCUUGAGGAGCCUUCCCUGCCUGCCUCAGAAGUUGCUGAUGAACCUCCCACCCUCACGAAGGAAGAACCAGUUCCACUGGAGGCACAGGUUGUCGAGGAAGAGGAAGACUCAGGUGCGCCACCCCUGAAGCGCUUCUGUGUGGACCAACCUACAGUACCGCAGACAGCAUCAGAAAGCUAGCACUGUCUGCGCCCUCGCCUGCUGGCUCCCGCCUCUAUUUAUUGUGUUCUGGUUCUGGCCGUGCUGUGUUGCUGGGUAUAAUGAAGGAAGAAGAAACCAUAAAGAAUUACCAGGCAGAUUUGAAAAAGAACCAAAUAGAAUUUCUAUAAGUGAAAAACAGAAGUAUUGAAACCAAGUGUCACAGAAGAUAAGCAGAAGAGAAAAAUCACAAGGGGACUUAGUAGUGUGGGAACACAGAGAAGGUCUGGAACCCCUCCGUCAGGAAGCUAGCAGGCUGACCUCUGCAUGCGACUGGACAGAGUAUAGUGUAGGAAGUGCUGUUGUAGAGGCCCACAAAGACAAGUAUGAUGACGGAAACGGUGCAUAGCAACCAUUCUCUGUCUUCACUGACUUCUUCUUUACCACCACUUGAUAUUCUCCUAGGAAGUCUGGGUAGCAGCCUCCACCAUGAACCUGGAGUCUUGAUGGGGAGGAGUUAGAAGGAUGAGAAGAGACGGAAGAGGAAAAGUCGAGGACUGACCACAGGCUGUAAAUAACUUGGGAAUUGCUUCUGGGUGUGAGCACAUUUGAAUUAUUAAGGAAAAUGCUUCUGAGCCCACCUAACUAGAUACACUGAAUAUGGGUUAGCACUAAAGAAGAUCAACAGAGCCUGAUGAAUCUUGCACAAGAGAACUCGAGUAUGGAAAAG